This is a messenger RNA of Daphnia pulicaria, 1790 nucleotides long. RefSeq lists its product as uncharacterized. NCBI's taxonomy places the organism in Eukaryota, Metazoa, Arthropoda, Branchiopoda, Diplostraca, Daphniidae. Bases 83 to 907 code for a protein of 274 amino acids. The transcript is spliced from 5 exons. The record is from RefSeq and is a predicted model, not a curated record.
GGUGAGAACGGCACGUGUUACAUCGUUAUCAAGCAGACCCAUCCCCAGUAACGUCAACCUGUAGAAGGAAUGGCCAGUUUGCAUGUCCUUCACACUCGAAGGUCACGGAGAUCAUUCCGUAAAACAAAUCAUGCAGUGGUGUAGAGGUUGGGUGAGAACGGGACGUGAUGAAAAAGAAAAAGGAAAGGCUAUAGAAAUCAGUCGAGUGAGCAUCUCCGACACGGCAACAACUGCAGCGCACUAUUUGUCAGUUGGCACCAACUGCCUUACCUCAUCGCAUUACCAGUUCGCAAUCACUACUUGUGCUGCCCCUGCCUGCUACACCGAGGCCCCUAAUUUUUACAACACUCAAGUGCCCAAGUACUACACUACAUGUUACGGUGCCCUGAGCUGCUCCAAGUCGUUUAAGAGGAGAGACAAGGUGGUAGAAAUCAGUCGAGUGAGGAUCUCCGACACGGCAACAACUGUCGUGCACUAUGUCACUUACUGCAUUCUUCGUCCUGUUACCCAUUCGCAAUCAAGGUACACCAGUGACAAGUGUUGCAUCAUUCCCAAGCAGGUACAAUUGCCGCAAGGUUCGAGUUGGAUGGUGAAUGAGGAAGGGAAAAUCGUAUUAAACGCGAGAAGGGAGAUAGGAGUCAGUCGAAUGAGCAUCUCCGACACGGCAACAACUGCAGCAAAGCAGCGCACUGUCACCAACUGCAUUCCUCAUCCUGUAACCAAUUCGCAAUCAUGGUGUCGCGCUGGUGUUGGGUGUUGUAUCGUCGAUGGCUGGGUCGACCACUGGUGUACCGAUGUCUUCUUGCUAUGGCGAAUACUGAACCGCACUGCCACCGCCUUACUACACAACAACAACUUACGCAACGACCAGUUACUACACCGAGGCCACCAAGUACUACACCACUAAGGCACGGGAGUACUACACGACUAACUAAGUAUGCUGCUCCAUCCUACUACAUACAAUGAGGCUACCAAGUACUACUGUUCCCAGCUACUGCAACGAGGUUCCAGCUCAUUACUCCGCCAAAACGGUUGAAUAUUACACUGAAGCGCCAAAGUACUACUCUGCCCUGAUAUACCCAACCACAACUGAGGCGGCCAAGUCUCAGCCCCGACUUACUACACAGAAGCUGCUCCUUCGUACUACGUUGCACAGAAAUACUACACUGAUGCUCUAGUUCACUACACCACAACCUACGCUACACCUAGCUACUACACCAAAGCCAAGUACUGCACCGGCAAGGUCGAAUAUUACACAACCACUAUGCUGCCACAGUCUACUACACCGUAGCCCCCAAGUACUACCCCGUCAAGGUCGAAUUUUUCACAACCACUAUGCUGCCCCAGUUUACUACACCGAACCUAAGUAUUACUCUGCUCCAAGCCUUUACUAAAUAGAGGUUCCUGUUUACUACACCACACAUCCCCGAAGAAUUAUACUAUAACCUACGCUGCCACCAGGUACUACACUGAGGCUCCCAGCUGCUGGGGAUUGGACAUCACCAAGGAACCCGAAUAUUACACCACUACUUACGCUGCUCCGACCUACUACACCGAAGCCGAAGCUCCGAAGCACUACUCUGCUCCGAGUUACUACACUACUAAGGCAUCUGAAUAUUACACCACAACCUACGCUUCCCCAACUUACUACAAGGAGGCUCCUAAAUACUAGAUCCAAAAUUUCUAUAUUAUUUAAUCAUGUUUAAAUUUGGCGUUUAUCUUCAUGGUUAUUAGACACUGGGAAUUGAUUGUUGAUCUUUAUUGAAAAUAAAUAUUUGUAAUGCGGUAAA